GCGCCCUUACCGUCCAGUCCCCAGACUGACCCACAUUUCCCCACAACCACGGCACGAUCCCACAAAGAAUACUCCUUAGUCACGCAAUUAUUGAAAAAGUAAUACCACUGUCAAAAACUCCUGUCACCUCUCAGUCAGUGUUUCAACCGCAAACUGUCUUUGUGUAUUACUUUUACUUUCAUUUGGAUAAUUUUUUAGUUUAUUUUUGUUUGUACUUUCUUUGACAUCAUGUUUGUUUGAAGGAGGAAAGAAAAUUUAUUUUUUAACUGUUGCUCUGGAUUCUUCUUGUUCGGGUGGUAGAAGAAUCGGUUCCAAAAUUCUUAACAUCAUCUCAAAAUUUAAUCAAAAUGAACUCGCUCAUCGGAAUCAACCCGAAAAAUCCCAGUUGGGACUUGAACAAAAGUAAAUGCGGAGUUAAUUCUACAAGUAAAUUUACAAGUCAUGGCGUCGUCUGUACUUAUGAAGAAAUCGAUGAGCUUCCAUUCAUGGCUUCCCUUGGACCAGUUCUCACCAUCCUGGCAGUCUACUUAGUCUUCGUCCUGAAGAUAGGACCAGCUUUCAUGAGAAAACGAGAGGGAUACAGGCUAACAUACACGCUACUUAUCUACAAUGCUAUCCAAGUGGCUUUCUCUGUCUAUAUGGUUUAUAGGUUCCUGCUAGACUUACUUGACAUGGGUUUGGUUCCAAAGAAGUGUUACAUGAAUGAAGAUAGUUCAAGGAAUAGAAUCCUUUUGGGCACGUACCUGUAUUUAGCAGCAAAGCUAACAGAACUUUUAGAUACCGUAUUUUUUGUUCUAAGAAAGAAGAACAAUCAGAUUACUUUUCUACAUCUAUACCAUCACACUGUCAUGGUGAUUGGCACAUGGGUUUUGCUCAAAUAUUGGCCGUCACACACACUGAUAUUCAUCGGAUUCCUGAAUUCGUUGGUGCAUGUAUUUAUGUACACUUAUUAUGGAUUGGCUGCUUUAGGCCCAAAUGUGGCCAAAUAUUUGUGGUGGAAGAAAUACAUGACCAAGUUUCAGCUGAUCCAGUUUGUAUCAAUCAUCAUUCAAUACAUAGCAACUGUGCGAGUGUCAGACUGUCCACCAGCUAGAGGUGUGGCCAUAUUUGUGUCUUGCAAUACCGGAGUCAUUCUCCUACUUUUCCUCAACUUCUACCGUCAGAACUACAAUAAGAAACGAGGUGGCAUCGUCACCAAUGAGUCCCUACCAUCGCUGUGCCUACCAAAAGAAGAAUAGUGCAAUAUUAAAUUAAUAAGUGAUGAAAACGAUUUAUCUGUGAUGACAUGGACAUUUUUUUGGUUUCGAAAUUUCGAAAAAGGUUUGGGAAAUAACUUCAUAACUUUUUGAAAAUUUUAUUUCAUAGUUACUGUUGUAAAUAGUGUAUUAUUUAUUAGAUUUUUUAAAGUUUUAAAUAGAAUUGAAUAACACGUGUUUUUUUGGAUACUGAAUCGAGCUAAAAUUAUGGUUAGUUUCAUAAGAUUUUCUAGGCUGUGAUGAUUUAUCGAUUGAUUCUCUAUAGUUUUUUUAACUGUCUAUAGAACAUUGCCUUUGCUUCAUUGGUAAUUAAGAAAUCAUGUCAUCCUGCUUUUCAAUACUUUGUAGCACAAAACUGAAGAAUUGUAAAUGCACUUUGACUCAGUUGUCAGAGCAAAGGUCAGACAAAAUCUAUUUGUUUAAGUAUGUAUGUCGAUAAUAAAUACUAAUAUCGAUUCAUUUGAAUGUAUCUAAAUCCAAACAUACCUUCAAAUUUAACUCGUGUGAUGUUAACGGCCUUUGUUAUGUUUAUAUCUAUUUUGUUAUAAAUCGUGCCUUAACAUGCUCAGCAGAAAUGCUGAAGAAAUUUUACUAGAAGUAUCAAUGGAUAAUAAUGUUAUUAAACUUAAAUUAUUGAGUAAAUAAUUUAAUGUAGGUACUUUUAGAAACAAACUCGAGAGUAGAAAGUCCCAAUACAAAUGUUAUUCACGUUUUUAUGGAGGCAUUUUUACCCACAAAUUGAUUAGCACCUAAAUAUUAUGAUGUUUAUUUAUUAUAAACCACAAUAUAUGUAUAGUUUUUCAGACCUGAUUAUGAUAAUAUACUUUAAGGCAUUCAAAUGAAAUUCUUACUUUCUUCGAAGUCCUACCAAACAUUAUUUAUUUUCGAUUUUUAUCCUAUCCAGACAUUUACUUCAACACAAUCACAUUAUUUUGUAUUUCAAUUUCAUAGUCAAAUAUGAAUUUCAAUUUAUUUCUGAAAUCUGUGCCUUUGUAAUGAAAAAUAAGUAACGAAUUUUGAUAUAAUAAUAACAAUAUGUUUAUAUUAAACACUUUAUGUUUCGAAAUUACGUUUAUGAAUAAACAAUAACUGUAUUAGUUAUUCAAAUAUUGAAAUAAACCUAUUUUAACUAAUUAUUAAAACUAAAAGCUUGUGUC
Spodoptera litura is the source of this 2413-nucleotide messenger RNA. The record is from RefSeq and is a predicted model, not a curated record. NCBI's taxonomy places the organism in Eukaryota, Metazoa, Arthropoda, Insecta, Lepidoptera, Noctuidae.